Messenger RNA from Apiotrichum porosum, 1776 nucleotides. RefSeq lists its product as uncharacterized. Gene Ontology annotation, biological process: transmembrane transport. Gene Ontology annotation, molecular function: transmembrane transporter activity. The transcript is spliced from 3 exons. Gene Ontology annotation, cellular component: membrane. The record is from RefSeq and is a predicted model, not a curated record. Bases 1 to 1776 code for a protein of 591 amino acids. Lineage: Eukaryota; Fungi; Basidiomycota; Tremellomycetes; Trichosporonales; Trichosporonaceae.
AUGGACAAGCACCAACUUGACCACAUAGAGUACGUGACAAACGACGAGGGCGACCUGUCGUACGCCGUCGACCCCGUCGAUGCCCAACAACUCACAGUGUUGGACUCGAUGGGUCAGGACCCGAACGAGCGACAGGCAAUCCCCCUCAAGGCCAUCCUUGUCAUUCUAGUCACGGCCGUUGCACAGUUCAACAACACCUGGUACGCCGUCGCUCCCGCCUCAAACGCAUACACCAUUGCCGCCGCUCUGAAUGGCAACGACAAGAGAAUCUGGAUCGUACAGGCCGCGGGCAUCCCAUCCAUUGUCACGGGCCCGAUUGUGGCAAUCAUCGCAGACCUUUACGGACGCAGGAACGCCAUGGUCAUCCUCUCCCUCCUGGGAGCCAUUGCUUCCAUUGUGUGCAUGACAGCCCACAACAUUGACGUUGUUAUCGUUGGCCAGACCCUCAAUGGCGUUGCGGCCGGUAUUUCUGGCCUCCUGUUCGCCGUACCCUCCGAGGUCGUCCCCACCCACUACCGGUCCAUCAUCCAAGGCAUUCUAUCCGUCUUCGCUGGCAUGGGCGCAAUUGGUGCCCUAAUCUUUGUGUCUCUGGCUGUGGACAACGAUCCGGUGGAUGGGUGGCGCUGGACUUGGCGAGCGCAGCUCAUUUGCAACGGCCUGAUGUUCCUUGGCUAUGCUUUCCUCUACAACCCUCCCCCUCGCACACACUCUGGCCUCACACGUUGGCAACGUUUUACCCACCUCGACUGGGUCGGUUACGGGUUGCUCACCGGCGGCCUUGCACCUCUCCUGAUGGGAUUCGCUUGGGCGAGUGACAUUAACUAUGGCUGGUCGGACCCCCACGCAUACGGAUGCGUGGUCGCUGGGGCUGUCGUGAUCUGGGAGUGGAAGGGUACAUCUACGGGUUUCCUCCAUCACGCCAUGUUCCGCCAAGGCAACAACUUUGCGCUGCUCAUCUUCACGUUUGCUGUCGAGGGCCACAUGUUUUACGCCAUCAACAACAUGUACUCUGCGGAGGCAGUCGGGGUGUGGUUCGCGACCGCCCCGGCUCUCAAGCAAGCAGCUUCAAUGAUCCCGAUGUUUGCCUGCACCAUGGUGUUCACGCCGAUGUUUGCGAUCUACUCCACCCUCCGCAAAGACCUCAAGUGGCCCGUGGUGUUUGGUAUUCUCGCUUUCCUCGUCGCCACCAUUGGCCUGGCCACUACCACGGCCGAAUCCUGGAUUCGCGCGCUGGCGUUUAACGGUGUGGCCGGCUUGGGCUUUUCUUCGCUUCUCAUGAUGCUCAUGACACUGGUUCAACUGUCCGCUCCACCACUCUUUAUUGGUGCCGCCUCAUCCCUCGCCAUCUCUGCACGCUUCCUUGGCGGUACUGUUGGUUAUGGUAUCAGCUCUGUCAUAUACAACAACAUUUACAACGCUCGCAUGCCGGCCAAAGUGGCUGCCGCCGUUGCCCCCCUUGGAUUCGACAUGCGUAACAUUGGCGCACUCAUUGUCGGUCUGCUCAGCCACGACACGUCCUCCGUCCCCGGUCUCACUCCAGAGGUUCUCGGAGCGGCAAGCGCAGCCAAUGCUGAAGCCAGUUCGUACGCCUACAACAGAAUCUGGUGGGCGACGAUCCCGGCCGUGGUAUUGGCCUUGGUCGGCAUCAUGUUGAUCAAAGACCCGGCUUACAAAAUGGACUGGGUUGUCGACGCGCCACUUGAAAAGGUCCAACAUGUCCAUGGGAGUGGAAAGGCCGCGGAGGAAGGCGCAAUCAAGGCUGCUGAGGCCAAGUAG